AUGCAGCCAUCUUUUACUAUUAACCCAUCAUGUUUUAGGUUGUUUGUUCGGCCUAAACCGAAUGCACAAGGCAAACAGUCUGCAAAACCGGAUUCGGAUGACGAACUCAAAGUAAUCAUAGUUUUUAAUCCAAAGUAACACGAUGAUCAAUUUCAUCCAAAUGUUUAGAAUCAAUUCCUCAUGAAAAAUAGAUCAACAACGAUAUGUUCAAAUACAUCAACAUUGCCUGAGACUUUAUCUACUUCCUUUCACAAUCAGGAACUCAAUCAAUCAGGCUUAGAAUAAAAUAAAGAAGAUAUAUUUUAUAAAACCAUGCCUACUUCAUUCCAGCAAUUUCAGUUCAAAAAUAAGAGAAGAUAUGAACCAUAAGCCUAAAUAACCCAGUAUCAAAUUAAAUUAGAUUCGGUAUUCGUGUAGAAUCUAAAUAGAUUCCUGGAGAUGAGAGAACUACCUUAAUGAUACGGAACAUUCCAAAUAAAUACACAUAGCCUAUGUUAUUGGAGAAUUUUGAUAUCAAUCAUAAAGACAACUAUGAUUUUUUUUAUCUUCCCAUUGAUUUUACAGUAAUCUUUAAGAUAUCAUAGAAUAAAUGUAAUGUGGGGUAUGCCUUUAUUAAUUUUUUGGAUUCAAAAUUCAUUCCCAAAUUUUUUCUAGAGUUCCACGGACGAAAAUGGAAGCUCUUCAAUUCGGACAAAGUAAAAAUAAGAGUUAAUUUAGAUCUGUGAAAUAACUUAUGCCAGAAUCCAAGGUGUCGAGCAAUUGCAAGGACACUUUCAAUACUCUACCAUCAUGUAGGAGAAGGUAAUCAAUUGCAUGUGAUAGUAGGACAAGAGACUUAAACCAAUUUUUAAGAAAUACCAAUCAGAUUAAUAAUUCAAAAGAAAAUGA
Paramecium octaurelia is the source of this 888-nucleotide messenger RNA. NCBI's taxonomy places the organism in Eukaryota, Ciliophora, Oligohymenophorea, Peniculida, Parameciidae. The record is from the annotation of a GenBank genome assembly.